ACAUUGAUAUAAGGCCGACCUCAGAGAGACGAAGAGCACCAGAGCCACGAUGAAGACUUUGUGUGUUGCUGUUGUUUUGCUGAGUCUCACCUCGGUGUGCCAGCCUGCACCACUGGCCUGUGAGAAGCUGCUGAAGCCAGUGGACAGUACUCCAGAUAUUUCUGGGAGGUGGCAUGUUAUAGCUUGGUCCUCAGACAGCUGUUUGGCGACAACAUUGGUUAAUUCUGUUCUUUGGCCAAGUGUUAAAAUUGACUUUACCUCUCUGGGCACACCAAACCUCUUUAACAUGACUAUUGAGGGUAAAAUGCAUGGAUAUUGCGAAUCUUCAUCAGAAGAAAUGUUGUAUGUGAACAACUCCAUGUUUGAGGUCGACAGCACCAAUGCCCCAACUGGUAAACCAACUGUGCUGCUGCAAAGUAGCUGUCCCGACUGCAUGCUUCUAAAGGACGAUGAAGAUGAUUUGCUUAGCACCUUUUUUCUCCUCAGCAGGAGAAAGAGUGUCGCAGAUGAUGAGCUGAAGGAGUUUGAGUCACAGGUGGGGUGUCUCGGCUGGGCCAAAAUGCAGGUCUUCAACACAGAUCACGAAUAUCAAGGCUGCCCGUCAACUGAUGACAUCUCUGAUAAUAACGGACUAUCAAAAAUGAUUUAUGCAAGAGUGAAAACCACGUAUUUAGAGCCCCUCAAGUGUAUUUUAGAGAGUUUUGCUGCCUCCCCAAGCUCUGCCAUUGAGUGGAUUCAGGAACUAUUCACUUAGACAAUCACUUAGACAAGUGAAAAAGUGAAACCAUACUCAAGAUGUAAAGUAGUUUGAAGAGAACUGAUUGCUGUUUGAUGUACUACUUUACAGCUAAGACAAUGUAUUCUCUCUUUCAAUACCAUCACUAAUAACUACUGAAUUAAUGAACAAGGUUUAUUUAAUAUUACAUUUUCUUUCUUUUCCUCUUUUAAAUUUCCUCUUCCUUUAGUUUCUGUUCCAUCUUGGAUUAAAAAAAACUUUUGCAAUGCAGACACAAAGAAAGAGAUAUAAUGAUUAUUAAGGAAAGUAAAGUAAAGUAAAGUUGAACAUGUAGCAACAUGUACAAUGCACACACUGAAAUAAUAUUUUAACUGUCACUUGCAGUAGCUGUGCAGUAACUCAGCAUUCAUUUUAUUGUUUUGGUUAAAAGACUUAAUGUGAAAUAUGUGAUGAAUCUAUAAAUAAACCUGUCAAAGUGUG
Centropristis striata (black sea bass) is the source of this 1216-nucleotide messenger RNA. RefSeq lists its product as uncharacterized. The transcript has 6 exons. NCBI's taxonomy places the organism in Eukaryota, Metazoa, Chordata, Actinopteri, Perciformes, Serranidae. Bases 50 to 754 code for a protein of 234 amino acids. The record is from RefSeq and is a predicted model, not a curated record.